AUGGAGUCAUUGAAGAGGAAGUCGUUGGAGGACACAAUCGAGGAUAUUGAGGCUCCGCCACUGAAACAACAUAGAGAGAAUGGUUUGGUAAGUUUGGAUGGCUCUGUCGCAUGUGUGCACGAUGUGUCAUAUCCUGAAGGGUACGUGUCUCAUGCGUUACAUUCCACUAUGGCGAACCAAGAAGAUCUAAAACCAGCUAAGGAGUUUCCAUUCAAGCUCGACCCUUUUCAGUCCGAAGCUAUCAGAUGCAUCGACCAUGGCGAGUCAGUCAUGGUCUCAGCGCACACAUCAGCAGCUCGAAGAGUUGCUAAAGUUCAGCUUGAGUGCAAGGUUCAGAUUGAUGUUGAGAAUUUCGUAAGUUCUUUCAGAUGUGAUAUCAUGCAGGCUGUGUACGACUGGGCCAAAGGCUCCAAAUUUUCCACAAUCAUGGAAGGUACACAGGUUUUCGAAGGAAGCUUGAUCAGGGCAAUCCGGAGACUGGAGGAAGUUCUUCAGCAGCUAAUACAAGCAGCAAAAUCCAUUGGCGAGACAGAGCUUGAAACGAAAUUUGAAGAGGCCAUCACCAAAAUCAAGAGGGAUAUAGUCUUUGCAGCAUCUUUGUACUUAUAG
Molecule: messenger RNA, 609 nt
Organism: Fraxinus pennsylvanica
Lineage: Eukaryota; Viridiplantae; Streptophyta; Magnoliopsida; Lamiales; Oleaceae
Source: the annotation of a GenBank genome assembly